AACAAUAUGUGAACCUAAAGAUCGAGUUGGUUUAGUUUUAAAUCUCACCACCUUUUUACUCCCUCCUCAUUUAUUACAUAAUCUCUUGGAUUUUUUCAUCAUUGUCAAAGGCUUACGAUCAAGCAUCUUAAAAUCUGUAUAAAUCCAGCUGUGGAGCAGAAGAACAUAAGCUGCAGCUUGCAUUUUCUCAAGUGUGACUUAUAAGCAAAACUCAAGCACAUUUUGCAUCAAAAGCAAGCUCCCAUUUCCCAUAUCAUACACUCGUGUUCUUUUCGCAACCCUUAGGCCUUUUUAUAAAUUGAGUGUGCAGAGUCAGUUUAUUAGUGUAGACCAAGAAAUGGAGAUCAAUUCUGAGACUUUUGUUCUUCAAAGCAGCACCCGGGCUGGCGUUUUAGGCCAGGUUGGGAUGCUUUGGGACCUGGCAAAGGCGCCGCUGAUCGUGCCUGUGCUGAGACUGAUGGUGAAUGUGUGUCUGGCAAUGUCUGUGAUGUUGUUUGUGGAGAGGGUUUAUAUGGGAAUUGUGAAGCUGUUUAUUCAGGUGCUGCGUCGAACACCCAAAAAGAAGUUCAAGUGGGAGGCCAUGAAGGAGGAUCUUGAGUUGGGGAGUUUGGCUUAUCCUAUGGUGUUAGUGCAGAUACCCAUGUAUAAUGAAAAAGAGGUGUAUCAGCUGUCAAUUGGUGCAGCAUGUGGACUUUCUUGGCCAUCUGAUAGAAUUAUAAUUCAGGUUCUUGAUGAUUCAACUGAUCCAGCUAUUAAGGAGAUGGUGGAGCUAGAAUGCAAGAGAUGGGCAAACAAAGGAAUCAACAUAAAAUAUGAGAUCAGAGAAAACAGAACUGGCUACAAAGCAGGGGCCCUCAGAGAAGGAUUGAAGCAUGGCUAUGUGAACCAAUGUGACUUUGUUGCCAUCUUUGAUGCUGAUUUCCAGCCUGAGCCUGAUUUCUUGUGGCGCACCAUUCCUUUCUUUGUCCACAACCCCGAUAUCGCCCUUGUUCAAGCUCGUUGGAUAUUCGUCAAUGCAGAUGAGUGCUUGAUGACAAGAAUGCAGGAGAUGUCUCUGGAUUAUCACUUCAUUGUUGAGCAAGAAGUCGGUUCCCACACAUAUGCAUUUUUUGGCUUCAAUGGAACUGCUGGUGUGUGGAGAAUUGCAGCACUUAAUGAAGCAGGAGGUUGGAAGGACAGAACAACUGUUGAGGACAUGGAUUUAGCUGUCCGCGCUACACUCAAAGGAUGGAAAUUUGUUUAUGCCGGAGAUGUUCAGGUUAAAAGUGAACUUCCGAGUACUUUCAAGGCAUUCCGCUAUCAACAACAUAGAUGGUCUUGCGGUCCUGCUAAUCUCUUCAGGAAAAUGGCUGUUGAAAUCUUAACAAACAAGAAAGUGACCUUGUGGAAGAAAUUAUAUGUGCUUUAUAGUUUCUUCUUUGUAAGGAAGAUCGUGGGCCACAUCGUCACAUUCAGCUUCUACUGUGUCGUCUUGCCAAUGACUGUUUUGGUUCCUGAAGUUGAAGUUCCUAUAUGGGGAGCUAUUUAUAUUCCUUCAGUUAUUACCAUUCUCAAUUCUGUUGGUACUCCAAGGUCACUGCAUCUGGUGAUUAUCUGGAUACUUUUUGAAAAUGUUAUGUCUUUGCACCGGACAAAAGCUACUAUCAUCGGCUUGUUGGAGAUCGGGAGAGUCAAUGAGUGGGUUGUCACUGAAAAACUAGGAGAUUCUUUCAAAAUGAAGACUUCUGGUGUUAAACAUUUAAAGAAAUUCUUCCAAUUCAACCCAAAAUUUUGGGGAAGGUUUAACAGGCUAGAGAUUAUUACUGGGAUGUUUCUGUUCUCUUGUGGAUGGUAUGAUUAUUACUAUGGGAAGAACAAUUACUUCAUCUACCUCUUCGUUCAAUCAAUGGCGUUCUUUGUUGUCGGGUUGGGAUAUGUUGGCACAUUUGUCCCCAACUAGCACAUCUCUCACAGAGCACAUCUGUUAUGUUGGGACCAAUAUAUCUAGAGAAACUAAGGAAUUGUUGAGGACAUUAGUUUGAGUAUCGUAGUUUGAUUCUUUUCUGUUAUUGCAAUGUAUAAGAAUGGCUUGUCAUUCUUGUUUUGUGCACUAGCAGUCAAGAAGCCUGUCUAAGUACUGGUACUAAAGUUUUAGAUAGUAAUCUGUUCUUUACAGAAACAUGUAUGGAUCGAAAAGAAAAAAGCAGUUAUGAAAGGUUUUUUGAAUUUUA
Daucus carota subsp. sativus is the source of this 2210-nucleotide messenger RNA. Its product is annotated as glucomannan 4-beta-mannosyltransferase 9. Gene Ontology annotation, cellular component: Golgi apparatus. Gene Ontology annotation, molecular function: mannan synthase activity. Bases 338 to 1939 code for a protein of 533 amino acids. The transcript has 9 exons. NCBI's taxonomy places the organism in Eukaryota, Viridiplantae, Streptophyta, Magnoliopsida, Apiales, Apiaceae. The record is from RefSeq and is a predicted model, not a curated record.